UUCCUGUUCACUGUUGGAGAGAUGACACCAUCACACAAGCUGCCCCUACUGGGGUUGCUAUUGUUUUCUCUUAUCCCAGGUCAACGAUGCCAGAUCUGUGAGGUAAGCGAAGACGACUACUACCAUCUAAAACCUCUGGUAAACACAAUGGUAUAUUCAAGUUAUACCAAAGGAAUCCAAGAUGCCAACAUCCUGUUGACCCUCAGACUUGUUGGCAUUCAUGACCAAAGCCUAGAACAACAGCUGACUCAACGAAUCAAACAAGAUGUGAGAAAGAGAGUGUCAGAGGUAACCUCGGGACAGCUUGCCUUGGUUAUUCUGGCUUUGGGAGCGUGUAAAAACCCUGAUGAAGUGUUUAUACGUGAUGCUCAUCUGGUUAGCAAACUAGGAGAGAAAUUCAAAGCAGAACUUGAGAAUAUGGAAACUCACAAUGGCAAUCCUCUGACUAACUAUUACCAGCUCAGCCUGACCCUUUUGGCCUUGUGUCUGUUUGAUGGGAACUACUCAAUCCCCGACGUUACUUAUUACUUCACUCCUGAAAAUAAAAACUAUUAUUUUGAUGACCAUUUCUCCGUAGAUACUGGAGCAAUGGCUGUUCUUUCUCUAACCUGUGUGAAUAGGAGUAUAGAAAGUGAGAAGAUUAAAGCAGGUACAGAGGAUUCAAACAAAAUCCAUAAAUAUACCAAAAAACUGGUAGAGAAGAUUCUGUCUACGAAAACAGAUGGUCUCUUUGGAAACAAAUUUAGCACAGGAGAAGCUAUGCAGGCUCUCUUUGUCUCAUCAAACUAUUACAAAAAUAAACAUAAUUGCCAAGAAACUCUGCGCAUAGUACUUCAAGAAGUUUCUCAGGGAGCAUUCCAUCUGCCAAUUGCUGCAGCCCAGAUCUUACCAGCCCUGAUGGGAAAGACCUACUUGGAUGUUAACAAAAACUCUUUUUGUGCCCACAGUCCAGUUAAAUUCAACAUCUCCACUGAUGAGGCUGUAACUGCGACACCUACUGUCUCACGCUCGAAUAUUUUGGUCAAUUACUCUGUGCGAAUCAAUGAAACAUUAGAUUCUGCCAAUAUCACUGUGAAAAAUGGUUCUGUCUUCCUUGAUGUGAUGAAGGAAGCUGAGAAACAAAAUGAGGCUGCAUUUCGCUUCACAGCGGAGGAUAGCCCAUGGGGCCCCUACAUCACCUCUGUUCAGGGCAUAAGGGCCAACACUGAUGACAGAACCUACUGGAAACUUCUGAGUGAUGGCCAACCACUGACCCAAGGAGCUGGGAGUUAUGUUGUGAAAAAUGGAGAGUAUUUGGAGGUUUGUUGGAGCAAAUACUAAUAAAAUCAAACCUUGCCCAGCUACCUCUAACCCUUUAGUAG
Messenger RNA from Hippopotamus amphibius kiboko, 1361 nucleotides. RefSeq names its product transcobalamin-1-like. The transcript has 9 exons. Gene Ontology annotation, molecular function: cobalamin binding. Lineage: Eukaryota; Metazoa; Chordata; Mammalia; Artiodactyla; Hippopotamidae. Gene Ontology annotation, biological process: cobalamin transport. The record is from RefSeq and is a predicted model, not a curated record. Bases 22 to 1320 code for a protein of 432 amino acids.